Messenger RNA from Maylandia zebra (zebra mbuna), 2184 nucleotides. The record is from RefSeq and is a predicted model, not a curated record. Lineage: Eukaryota; Metazoa; Chordata; Actinopteri; Cichliformes; Cichlidae.
AUGGGCAAUGAGACAUGUUGGCUAUGGGCCCAGAACCAGUUUGUUGCACCCCAGGAUCUGGUUCUUGAAUACCCAAAUAAUCUAGAUCUGAGUUCUUACAUUGGGAAGGUGCCAAGUGAAUUUUUGCCAUACAGAACAUUGUUCCAGAGGUUUGGCCUGAGAAAAGUACUUUCCAAUGAAGACAUUUUGGGCAUUCUGUACUCCAUCCAGCAAACAAUUGAAGCAAGACAACCGCCAUUUGCAAGUUCCUCAGAGGUCAAAGUGUCAAUAGAAAUUCUCAACUGGCUCUGGAAAGAGAAGAAAACAGUUCAGGAUGACAUCCCAGUGCCAGUCAUUGCUGAGGGAGGAAAAUUUACCCUUAAACCACGAUCAACAGCUCUUUUCUGUGAUGUAAGCAAAAAUGGACUGAAAGAACUAAACUGCAGAGAAGAGGAAAUUUAUGUCAUACAUGAGGAAAUCCCAAAAGCAGCGGCUGAAUGGCUGGAAAUUCGUUUUCUCAGUACCCACAUCCUUGAUCCAGAGGAGAUAGGAAUAGAGCAGUGUGGACAAUCUGAACCAAUAACAAUGAGAAUAAAAAACAUUCUUAAAGAGUACGAUGAAGACAGUGACAUCUUCAAAGAGCUCAUCCAGAAUGCAGAGGAUGCUGGGGCAGAUGUUUGCAAGUUCUUGGUGGAUUUCAGAGGAUAUUUUGAGGCCAAAGUCAAAAUCACAGAUGACUGUUUGAUACCCAAUGAGCAUGGAGUUUUGCAGUUUGCUAGUGAGCUAUUUUACAAUGACAGCCCAUGGAUGCCACUCACUUCAGGUGUCACAUUAUGUCACGAGAAUAUCCCACGAGCUAUGGCUCGCCACCUUGGAAUCAAAACAACAAGGCAUCAUACUCUGGAAAACCACAUAGUUGAUGACAUGUCACCAUUUGCUUUUGACUUUGAACAGCAGGAACAGCUGACUGUUCGUAUUAAAAACAUAAUUUCAGCCUAUCCAUCAAAGAAGGACAUCCUUAAAGAGCUUAUUCAAAAUGCUGAUGAUGCAGAAGCAACAGAAAUUCACUUCAUCUGGGACAAAAGACAACAUGGAAAAGAAAAAACAUUUGGGAAGAAAUGGAACAAUCUCCAGGGUCCAGCACUUUGUGUGUUCAACAACAAAGUGUUUUCUGAUGCUGACAUUAAGGGAAUUCAACAGCUGGGAGAGGGAGGAAAGCACAGAACCCCAGGGAAGAUAGGCAAGUACGGCGUUGGAUUCAACUCUGUUUACCAUCUGACUGACUGCCCUUCGAUCCUUACAGGAGAUGAAGUACUUUGCAUUUCUGACCCCAAUCAAAAAUACAUUGAAAAUCAUUCAAAUAACCAGCGAUAUGGCAUUGGCUAUAAACUAGCUGACACUUUCAAAGAAAUGUACGUAGAUGUCUACAAAUCCUUUCUUCCAGACAAAUUUUCUCUUAAAGACGGCACCAUGUUCAGAUUACCUCUGAGAAUGGGUACAAAUGCAAACACCUCCAAAAUAUCACAGCAAGGAGUCACUGACCGUGACAUGAAAGAACUGUGCUCUGCUCUGUCUGAAGAUCCUGAAGGACUAAUUCUCUUUCUGAAAAACAUCUGCAAAAUCAAAGUCCAUGAAAUCAGUGAAGAUUCAGGAGGACUUAAAACCAUCUUUGAGGUUGAAAAACAUCUGCCACAAAGAAGUCGGGACGAGAAAGAUACUUUUGUAAAACAUCUACAAAAUGCACUGCAAUCAGACAAAACAGUAACACCGCACAAGACUUUCUAUGAAACUGUGAUUUCCACCUCAGAUAAAAGACAAAGUAAGUGGAUUGUUGCAGAACAGUUUGGCUCCUUCAAAGACAGCUUUGAAUUAAAACUAUCAGACAAAAUUCCCCAAGCAUCAUUAGCUGCACGUGUGAACACAAAGGGAUCCAGCAUCAUGGAUUUUAAAGGAGAAGCCUUUUGUUCACUUCCUUUGCCAGGGAAAACUGGACUGCCAGUACAUGUCAAUGGAAACUUUGAGGUUGAUUCUGCCAGGACAAGCCUUUGGAAAGAAGAUGGGAAGAGUAAGAAAUCAGGCUGGAAUGAGAUUUUGAAACAGCACGUCAUUGCUCCGCUUUAUGCAGAUCUCCUGCAUUACAUCAGGCGCAGCAUUGCAGUCAAGAAAGUUUUCUCGAAAAUGUUUACCCAGACUGGCAUGAAAUGA